Cornus florida is the source of this 1071-nucleotide messenger RNA. Its product is annotated as putative CCR4-associated factor 1 homolog 8. Gene Ontology annotation, molecular function: poly(A)-specific ribonuclease activity; nucleic acid binding. The coding region runs from base 1 to 1071 and encodes 356 amino acids. NCBI's taxonomy places the organism in Eukaryota, Viridiplantae, Streptophyta, Magnoliopsida, Cornales, Cornaceae. The transcript is spliced from 3 exons. The record is from RefSeq and is a predicted model, not a curated record. Gene Ontology annotation, cellular component: CCR4-NOT complex; P-body; CCR4-NOT core complex.
AUGGGUGAAGGUUCUGUGGCACUAGAGUUGAAUCGAUUGUUGCAAAAUACCGUGAGAGCAACUAUUGUUGCUCAGCCGCAGUUGGUACCACAACCUACAGCUCAAGUUGAGGAGACUCCAGCUCAGAAGCAAGUGGUGAGAGAUGAAGCUAACAAGACUCGGAAGUUUGUCUCGGGUCUUAAUGAUCGAAUGAGGCCGUUGAUCGCGGCACAGUUUAUUAAGGUUUACUCUGAAGCAGUGGAAAGGGCUUUGAUGCUGGAGGCUGACAAUAGAGAGAAGGAUGCAAGAAGAGAGCAAUUGAAGCAAAAGAGGGCCAUUGAUACGGAGUUCAUAGGUUUUUUGCAUGUUCCGUCAAGAAAUGCAUCCGAAGAUGAGCACUACCAUAAUCUCAAGUAUAAUACCGAUCGCAUGAGGUUGACUCAAAUUGGGUUUACAUUAUUUGACAACGACAGAAAUAUAGGUGGUACGUGGCAAUUCAACUUUAGAAAGAGUGUGGGUGUCAAUUUCAAGAAGAAUCAGCACGGAGGAUUGAAUUUGAAAGGAGUUGACAUGAAUCUAUUUGCAGCAAUAUUCAGAAACUUGGUUCAAUCCCAUCAUAGUAUUCAAUGGAUCACAUUUCAUGGCUUGUAUGAUAUCGCUUAUAUAAUCAAACUGGUAACCGGGAGUUCUUUGUCAGAUUCACCUAUGGAAUUUAUUGAAAGCCUUGGUAAUAUACUUGGCCGUAUCUAUGAUGUGAAGUAUAUCACCAAGUAUUGUCGAGAGCUAUUGUGCGGAGAGAUGGAUUUAGAAAGAAUGGCAAACAUGUUGGGAGUAUGCCGCUUAGGGAUUGCACAUCAAUCCUGUUCAGACAGCUUAUUGACGGCUUGUGUCUUCUUGAAGAUGAAGGAAGUAUAUCAGUUAAUUGAGGAAAGAUUUGAAGGCUUCUUGUAUGGGGUCAGCACCAAGAUCGAGAUGAACUAUGAGCUAGUUACGAUUUGUUGUUCACCGCAAUAUCUCCAACAUCUUAGGCGUUGCUCGCCAUUUAAUUCAAUUUGUGGAGGAGUUGACCAAUGGUCUAUAUGUAAUAUAUGA